Molecule: messenger RNA, 2018 nt
Organism: Gastrolobium bilobum
Lineage: Eukaryota; Viridiplantae; Streptophyta; Magnoliopsida; Fabales; Fabaceae
Exons: 2
Coding region: 147-2018 (623 amino acids)
Molecular function (GO): protein dimerization activity
Source: RefSeq, a predicted model, not a curated record
AAAAAAACGAAACGGAAACUGGAGAAACGCGUGUCCCUCUAAAUUCUUCGUUUCUUUACCGUAUACAGAAACCCCAAAGAAACGCGCGGUUUCGUCAACACGUUUUGCUUCACGAAAUUCUCUGCUAAGUACCCUGAGUUUGAAGGAUGCCAUCAGAAUCAGAUAAAUGGGGGUGGAAGCAUGUCAGUGUGUUUGGUGGGUUUGAUAAGGGAAGCGGUACAAAAAGAUGGAAAUGCAAUCACUGCAAUCUACGAUACAAUGGAUCUUAUUCACGUGUUAGAGCCCAUCUUCUUGGUUUUUCUGGUGUUGGAGUCAAAAGCUGUCCAGCUAUAGAUAGGUCUUUGAAAGAAUCAUUUCAAAUCUUAGAAGAAGAGAGGGUUGCUCGGAAAAAGAAAAGAGCUUCUGGAACUGGAAAGCAUAGCAAGCGUAUUCGGACUUCUCGACCUAAUCUCACCUGUAUCACCAAAGAGGAUGUAGAUGAAAUGCUAGUAAGAUUCUUCUUUGCUGAGGGAUUACAUGCAAACAUUAUUAACUCACCUUACUUCCAGGAGAUGAUAAAAGCAGUUGCAGCAUUUGGACCAGGCUAUGACCCUCUCUCAGUACAUGAUUUGUGUGGUUCCUUUUUGAGCAAAGAGAAAGAAAGGAUUGACAAAUAUGUGAGUCUUGUUAGGGAAUCUUGGCCACACACAGGAUGCACGUUACUGUGUAUUGGCCGUUCACAUGGUAUGUUGGGUAGUUUUCAGGUUAAUAUGUUUGUAUCUAGCCCUAGGGCACUCUCAUUCUUGAAAGCAGUAAAUGUGGACAAUAUUGAUGGAGCAGGCAAUUCUGUUGUUAGCAUCCUUAGAGACACGGUCAUGGAAGUUGGACCUACAUAUGUGGUUCAGAUAAUUUCACAUCUAGGUCAUGCCAGAUCAUAUCCAGAAUCUCAUGCAAUGUUGGAUUUCCCUCAUAUAUUCUUGUCUCCUUGCUCUUCACAUUCUGUCCACAUUUUGAUGGAAGAUAUAGCCGAAUUGGAUUGGAUAAGACCUAUUGUCUUAUGUGCUAAAGAAAUUGAGAAAUGCAUGACCACAUUUCAGAACUUCUCUCCCUGUGUCUUCACUCAAAAUUUGAAAGGGACCUCUGACUCGCUGUUUGCUAGAAUUGCACCUUCCAGUUAUGUUGUCCAACAGAUACAUGAACUAAAGCAAGGAUUGCAAGAAGUGGUUGUGAGGGAAGAGUGGAAGCAAUGGAAGCAUAAUAUGCCACAAGAUGUGGGAAGCAUUGAGGCAGCCAUAUUAGGGGAAGAUUUCUGGAGCAGGGCUCAUAUAUUGUUACAAAUAUGUGAACCUUUUAUCAGAUUGUUUGCUUCGCUUAAUAUUGACAGAUGUGUCAUGGGCGAUGUCCAUGAGUGGCGUGUUCAGGCUAUCGAUGCGGUGAAGAGUACAGGCAUGGAUACUGGUGCAUUCAAUCAACUAGAAGGGUUGAUAGAUAAUAGGUGGGAUGUGUUGUUCUCGCCUCUUCAUUCUGCAGGUUAUAUAUUGAAUCCUAAAUAUUUUGGCAGAGGCCAGACCAAGGAUAAAACCAUAAUGAGGGGUUGGAAAACCACAUUAGAGAGAUAUGAGUAUGAAAGCACAGCCAGAAGAGUUCUCAGAGAGCAGUUAAGUUCUUAUUGGCGACUCGAAGGAUCCUUAGGAGAGGAAGAUGCUGUGGAUUGUAGAGAUAAAAUGGACCCGGUUGCAUGGUGGGAGAACUUUGGUUUUGAAAUACCCCACUUGCAAACCUUAGCCAUAAAAGUUUUGAGUCAGGUUUCAAGUGUUGCAAUGUGUGAAGAGAUAUGGAAACAUAAUGGUAAUCCAUGCCAAGAAACAUCUUCUGGGUUGGGAUUAGAAAGAAGGGAAGACCUUGUUUAUGUCCGAAACAAUCUAAGGCUUCAAGGUCAUAAAAAGGAUUUUCAGGCUCCUCAUCAGCUUAGAGACACGGUACUAAGUUCUCCCGCAGAAUUCAAGACAAAAGCUGUACUUUGUAGUUCUGACUUCUGA